UCAGCCUAUAAUUGUAUUUGUUCUUUUUCUCUUUUCUUCCUUCAUUUUUCCCCUUCUUUGUUUCUCCCUUUUCUUCUAUUUUCUUGUGUUAGCAGCAUACACCUAUACUUUGUAAAUAACCAAACACAUAUUUGAGAGUAUAUGCUCAAAAAAUAUCUUGCUGAGGGGGUACAGGCUCAGAAAAGACUGGAGAUUGCUGGUUUACAAUGCAAUAUAGCUAUUGAAAUGUGAACUCCUUGAGGGCAGGAACCCUUUUUUGUUAUUUCUCUGUCUUUGUAUCUUAACAAAGUGCUUGGAUUGUAGUAUUUAAUUAGUGUUUGUUGAACAAUAGCGGUAAAGACUAGAUGGAAUUCUUUGGGACCAAGUACAUUUUAAUAGAGCUCUUACACAUUCAUAUGCUUAUAUACACUUCCCUUAUGAAUACACACCAACAUUCAAACUCCUCAGAUAGAGAUCGGUAUAUUACAGAAUGUGGAAAGUUUUGAGUUUUAUCUGGAUUUGAGACACAGGAGGGAGGAAGGCAUUUUGGGGGGAAAGAAAUUCUGUAACUAUUCUAACAUGAAUCAGUUGUAAUUGGCUUUUGCAGUUGUAUGACAGUGGGACCUCAUUAGUUUUUGUCUUCCUCCUGCUGCAGCUAAUUUAUCUUCCUCCCUAGGCAGGCAGCUGAAGGAGGAGGGAAAGUGUAGACAAUAAAUGUUUGAUGAUAGGGCAACUCCUCAGAGUUCUCCCGAGAGAACUCUGACCAUGUCAGUGUGUCAGCUCAUGGGAAGGAAAAUAAGCCUCAUUCUUGACGAUAGAGCCAGCAUGGGACACAAGCGGGUAAGGAUUGCUGGAACUAUCCCACAGGACCAGGAAAGAUGAGUUUCGCCUUCAUAAAAGGGCCUAUUCCCACCCCAGAAGCUAGGUUGUCAUAAGGGCAAAAUGGGGCCUAGCAACUCAGGCUGAAACAUGGGGGGGGGGGGUUAAAAAUGCCAGCUCCAGGGUUCUAAGAGGUGACGCCUCCUGGACUCUGGAGGAAGCCUUCGUUGAUCCUUCCUCUGUCGCCUUGGUCAGCCUCUUGCCCAUGGAGAGGAGAAAGUAUCAGAUGGGCGGGUUUAAACGUUUGCGGUGGAAAUCCCGAGGCCGCCUGCUCCUCCCUGUGAGUGUGUGUGUCUGCUUGUCUCUGCACUGAAGCAGCAGCAGCGGCGGUGGUGGCUGAGGCAGCAGCAGUGGCAGCAGCAGCAGCAGCGGCCGGAUUGGACUAGAACAUCAGUGCGGUGAUAGUGGAAGCUGCCCUGUGCUCUCUUGGAGGCCCCUACGCCCCGUCCCAGGCCGCCCCCAGACUCCCAGUGCUGCCAUGCUUGAGUCCUAGCCCCUACCUCGGGUCUCCCUUCCCCCCAGCUUCCCUUUGGCUCUUUGCUUUCGUGGGGGGCAGCGGCGAGGGCCGUGUGUGUGAGCUGGGGUGGCCGCCGCUGCCUCCCACCUCGCAGCCCCCUGCCCUCUCCCUGGGCCCUCCUCCUCCUCCUUCACCACCUCUUCCAUCUCCACCUCCACCUUCUCCCUCAGCAACCUCCGUGUCCGUCGCCGUUUCUUCAAUGGGCAAUUUGCUAAGCGGGACCAGCUUCAAGGAGCCCACCACUGUGGAGGAUUGCGACUCCACCUGGCAGACGGACUCCGAACCCGAGCCGGACGAGGAGGAGGACGGCCGAGAGAGCAGCGGCCCCGGCAGCCGCGAGGGCCCGGGGCACGAUCCCGAACAACCCUCGGGGCCACCUACUAGGGCCAGCCAGUGGUCAGAAGACUCUUCCGCUGUACCUGAUCGAGACGCGGACGCCGGCGGUAGCAAGGAGCAGAAUGAUGAUUCCACUGAGUCGGCUGCCAAACCAAAGAGAAGCUUUUAUGCUGCAAGAGAUUUGUACAAAUACAGACAUCAAUAUCCACAGAACUUUAAAGAUCUCCGAUAUCAAAAUGACUUAAGUAACCUCCGUUUUUAUAAGAAUAAAAUUCCUUUUAAACCAGAUGGUGUUUACAUUGAAGAAGUCCUAAAUAAAUGGAAAGGAGAUUAUGAAAAACUGGAGCAUAACCACACUUAUAUUCAAUGGCUUUUUCCAUUGAGAGAACAAGGUUUGAACUUUUAUGCUAAAGAGCUAACCACAUAUGAAAUUGAGGAAUUCAAAAAAACAAAAGAAGCAACUAGAAGGUUCUUCUUGGCUUAUAAAAUGAUGUUAGAAUUUUUUGGAAUGAAGCUCACUGAUAAAACUGGAAAUGUGGCUCGGGCUACUAAUUGGCAGGAACGGUUUCAGCAUCUGAAUGAGUCUCAGCACAACUACUUAAGAAUUACCCGGAUUUUAAAAAGCCUUGGUGAGCUCGGAUAUGAACAUUUUAAAUCCCCUCUUGUAAAAUUUAUUCUUCAAGAAGCUCUUGUAGAGAACACUCUUCCAAAUAUCAAGCAGAGUGCUUUGGAAUAUUUUGUAUAUACUAUUAGAGACAGAAGAGAAAGAAGGAAGCUCCUUCGGUUUGCUCAACAUCAUUAUACCCCUCCAGAUCAUUUUAUUUGGGGCCCUGCUAAAAAACAAAAGCCUGAAGGAAGCAAAGCAGCAAAGACCCCUACAUCUCCUGUCUCUGGCCACAAUAUUCAAUCUUCUAUGCACAAAAAAUCCAAGGAAUCUAAGAAUAACUCCACAGCUGUUCAUUUAAGUAGCAAAGCAGCUGAAGAAAAUAAGGGAGAAUUGAAAGAAAAUGAAGAAAAUGCAGAUAGGCCUGGAAUGGAGGCUGGUAAUGAAGUUGCUAAGCUGAGAAAUAGUGAAAAGGACAGCAAUGCUGAAAAUCCAAAUUGUAAGCCAGAAAAAACUAUUAAUAAUCUCUUAGAUAAAAAAGAGACUUCUGCUUCUCUUGAAAAAGGUGAGGACAGUGAAUGUCAGAGCCCAGAUUGUGAAAAUUCAGGAGUUACAAGAAAAAGCUCCUCUGAUGAAAAUAAGAACUGUUCUAGUAACUGUUCUGAAAAUACGCAAAUCAGUUUAGGUAAGGAAAAAACUAUUGUAGAGCCCAUCCCAAAGAAUAAAGAGGAGAUAAAAUCCUAAAAUUGGGA
Antechinus flavipes (yellow-footed antechinus) is the source of this 3067-nucleotide messenger RNA. RefSeq names its product opioid growth factor receptor like 1 (gene OGFRL1). The transcript is spliced from 7 exons. NCBI's taxonomy places the organism in Eukaryota, Metazoa, Chordata, Mammalia, Dasyuromorphia, Dasyuridae. Bases 1575 to 3059 code for a protein of 494 amino acids. Gene Ontology annotation, cellular component: membrane. Gene Ontology annotation, molecular function: opioid growth factor receptor activity. The record is from RefSeq and is a predicted model, not a curated record.